AUGAGCGGUGGCGAACCAACUCCUGGGGACGACUGGAGGGACCUUCACCCUCUGGUUUCACUUGUGGCCGCGGUCUUCUCUGUUUUUGUAUGGACAUUAGCGUGGGCAAGAACGCUUGUAGCUUUCGUUACUAUCAAGAUACCAAUAUUUAUCUAUGCUGUGCUUUCCUAUUCCUUGACCUUGACGAUCAACUUUUAUACUUUACUGGGUAUAAGCAUUGCAGCAGCAAUUUUUUUGUCUUAUUAUAUUCGGUAUCGCUAUCUUAACGACUACGCCGACCUAAAAGAGCCCCCACUAGACAAGCCAAAUGCCACAUCCUUGCACCCAGAUAUUGCUGCCGCAGCCGACGAUCUCGCUGCUCCCAGGUUUAGCAACUACCUCGACGAGUUUCUGCAAGCAAUUCGUGUAUUCGGAUUCCUCGAAAAACCAGUCUUCCAUGAAUUAGCACGACACCUCCAAACACGUAGGCUUAUUGCUGGCGACACUCUGGCACUCGACCAGGAUCUAUCUUUCUACUGCGUGGUGGAUGGCCAUGUUCAGGUUUUCGCUGAAACCGGACGGCACGUGGAUAGCUGGGACGACGACUAUGGCAAUAGCGGUGGAUACCAGCUAUUAAACGAAGUUGGUCCAGGAGGUACACUCUCAAGCUUGUUUACGAUCUUGAGUCUAUUCACCGAAGACGUACGGAUCAGUUGGCAAGAUAAUACAGGGGACCAAUACCCUCAAGAGAACGAAAACAAGGACGUUUCACACUUGGACAUAGCAAACGACACUGGUACAGCACGUCCUAUUCUGCGAAGAGCGUCCCUCUCAUCCUCCGGCUCUACUGCGCUUGCAACUGCGAGUAAUCCUCGGUUCGCAAUGUCUCCAACACGAACCCCACCGGUAGGCGGUGUAAUGACGCCGGGCUCGGAGCGAUCGAGUACAUAUAGACAAGGUGCGCUUCCCUCAGAACCAGGGAGCGAAAUGCAAGACGACUAUGUGUACUCGACUGGGGCGCAAAGCGAACAUAAAGAUCCUCGCAAUCCUAUGCGCCAAGGUACCAUCGCACGCGCUACAGUGGAUACCACUCUUGCCGUAAUCCCAGCUGAAGCAUUCAGAAGGUUGACACACAAAUUUCCCAAGGCCAGCGCUCAUAUCGUUCAAGUUAUAUUAACCCGCUUUUCUCGAGUGACGUUCAACGCAAUGCAUAAGUAUCUCGGAUUGACGGUUGAACUCCUUCGUACCGAAAAGGCUAUAAAUGAACUUGCAUGCCAUCCUUUGCCAAACACAUUCUAUUCUGGAGGUGGAAUGCAGCGUUUGCGCCAACGUUUUGCGGCCGUGCCCCAUGCUGAGGAAGAUGAUGAGCAGGCCGUGCAGACUGAAGAUGAUACAGUAACUGAUUCAGAUGACUACUUUGGAAAGAUUGCUCAUCAUCGAGGAUCAAGCAUCGGGUCUGGUACUAUCUCUGCGGGAAGUAUAAACGUUAACACUCCUCUACCUGAUCGACCGGUAGUCAACCAACACAGACGAGCAAGGUUCCCAGAGAAGGGCGCGACAUUGCAUACUAUAGCUUCCUCCACCUCGAGUCCCCCUAUAAGCCAAACUCCGAGUCAGCCGAGUUCUACAAAUUCUCCGGAGACGCCAUUUAGAGUUUUACAUCCCUCACGCUCCAAUGUCCAAGCGGGUGACCUACACACUAUGGCGGGCCAAAUGAACGAACCAGAAAACUAUCGUCCUGGACCGGCGAGCCGUGCGGUCUCCUACGCUAAGAAUUGGAUCGGCGAUUCAAGAAGGCGCAGCGUCUCCACGCAUGCAGACGAAGGGGCUUCCGCAACCCAGGCAGCUACGACACAGGAUUUUGACCUUCGCGAUGAAGUCAUGUCAAGCAUCGCAAAAUCCAUCGGACUACUUCAGCCUCCACUUUCUGAUUCGACAGGUGCUAGCCCUCUACUCUCUCCUUUGCGGCCAGGAAUGUCCAGGAGCCCAUUCCCGUCAUCUGCUUCCAUGACACCUUCGUCAAGUAAGAACGCAUUGAGGAAUACUGCCAUGUUUGGGAGCGCAUUUAGUAACCUAAGCCACCUCCAAUCUCAAGACGAUGCAUCGAGCGUAACAAGCCUGGCAGGAAUGACUCCAAUGAGCCUCAGUGGGUUGGACAACGAUGUAGAAAUAUUGUUUUUCUCCGCUGGAAGUGCACUUGCUCGUGCUGGAGAGAGAAACGCAGGACUUUUCUAUGUUAUAGAUGGAUUCCUAGACGUAUCGAUACCGCAAGAAGAAUCUACAUAUGGGAAACAUACGAAUCCACCGGGUGGAGUAGCUACAGUGUCGAAGCCACCUAAACGCAAAAACACCACUGCCCGCCCAGAACUUAAAGUUCGGUCGAGUGGACAAGAAAAGUCUGGGACUUCGAAUGUUAGUAUAGAUCAAUCCCUAGGGCGUACAAAUCAAUCCAAGCCAUCAAAGCAUUUAUUCACGGUCAAAACGGGUGGUAUCGCCGGAUACCUUGCAUCACUCACUGGGUCCCCUUCCUACGUUGACAUCAGGGCCAAGACCGACACAUACGUCGGCUUCCUGCCAUCACAUGCCUUGGAGAGACUAUUGGAAAGACGUCCGAUCGUGUUGUUGACUCUAGCAAAACGAUUGAUUUCGCUGCUCUCUCCACUGGUCUUAAACAUCGAUGCUUCCCUGGAUUGGCAACAGGUCGAUGCCGGUCAGGUGCUUUGGAGACCGGGGGAGCCGAGUGAUAGUUUCUAUAUGGUCCUGAAUGGACGUUUACGAGCGUUAACCGAAAAAGAAGAAGGCGUAGACAUUGUCGGAGAGUACGGCCAAGGGGAUACGGUUGGGGAGCUAGAUGUUAUUACAAGCUCUAGUAGACGUACGACACUCCACGCAAUUCGUGAUACCGAGCUUGCUCGCAUGCCAAUGUCUUUAUUCAACGCAAUAUCUAUUCGACACCCUCAAACAACUGUCCAACUGCUGCGAAUGAUCGCCUCCCGAGUACGGAACGAAGUUGACCAAACGUCGAUUAAUCCUCGACAGCAAAUAGGGUCCAAAGAAAUCGGGCGCAACAAUCCAAAUCUCAAGACUGUAUGCAUCCUUCCGUCGACCCGUGAUGUGCCCGUUGUGGUGUUUGCGACCAAGCUUCAAGCCGCACUGGAAGACAUGGGUGCACCGACGUCGUUCCUGACUCAAGCCUCCGUGACACGGCAUCUUGGGCGUCACGCAUUUACGAAGCUCGGCAAGCUCAAGGCCGCGGGGUGGCUCGCUGAACAAGAACAACGGUAUCGGAUUGUGUUGUAUGUUGCGGAUACGCCGGUUGGCUCACCCUGGACGCAGACUUGUAUUCGGCAGGCGGAUAGCAUUAUGGUUAUUGGGAUGGGCGAUGACCCUACAUUGGGCGAGUACGAACGCCUGCUCAUGGGUACCAAGACCACUGCGAGGCUGCCAGGGUCUACUCGUGAAUGGCUUAAAAAUAGACCGUGGGUUCAUGGACACACGCACGUCGAACUGCCAGGACUUAUUCAACCAGAAGUCCAAGAGAUGCAGGACACGGACGCAGCGGCGAUCAUUGCAUUCAACAAGAUCAAGAACAAAGUUCAACUCGAAAUUCAAAAAUACACGCGAUCGCAGGUGAAUACUCGCCCACACCGCCCAAAGCAUUUUAGCGAUUUUUCUCGCCUCGCGCGUCGCUUGUGCGGAAAAUCCGUUGGGCUGGUUCUUGGUGGCGGAGGGGCCAGGGGUAUUGCCCACUUGGGUGUCAUUCGUGCUCUCGAGGACAGGGGAAUUCCGAUUGACCACAUUGGCGGGACGAGCAUUGGUGCCUUUAUCGGCGGACUAUAUGCACGAGAGGGCGACAUUCUCUCAAGUGCUCUUCGAGCAAAACAGUUCAGUGGACGAAUGUCUAGUGUAUGGAGAAUUCUUUCGGACGUUACUUGGCCUGUCGUUGCAUACACUACCGGCCACUUUUUCAAUCGCGGGAUCUACAAGGCGUUUUCAAACUUGCAUAUCGAAGACAUGUGGCUGCCAUUCUUCUGCAACACAACAAAUAUUAUUACUUCCCGAAUGGACAUACACGACACUGGUUAUGCGUGGAGGUAUAUCCGUGCAUCGAUGACCUUGGUUGGCCUCCUUCCCCCGUUAUGUGAUAAUGGUACCUUGCUCGUUGACGGAGGGUACGUUGACAACUUACCGGUCUCGACCAUGCUCUCGCAUGGUGCCAGUAUAGUGUUCGCAGUUGACGUAGGCUCCUUGUACGACAACUCUCCGCGCAAUUACGGAGAUACAGUUUCUGGUUGGUGGGUCGUGCUCAACCGAUGGAACCCAUUCAGCUCGACAAGGAAUAUACCUGAUAUCACGGACAUCCAAGGGAGGCUUACAUACGUCUCGAGCGUUCCGACGCUAGAAGAAGCCAAGAUCACACCCGGAUGCUUCUACAUGCAGAUGCCGGUUCAUGAGUUUGGAACACUCCAAUUCGGACGGUAUGAUGAGAUUUACCAGGUGGGAUACAGUGCGGCCGUGGAUAUGCUCGAUCAAUGGGAUGCCGAGAACCGUUUGCCAUCGCGGUACGUCACGAGUGGGGACGACGUGCGUGGUUUGGGAAAGGCUGGGAAAAAGAGCAAGGGCCGAAGUCUGAGAAGGAACAGCGGACUGCGAACAUCCAAGACUAGUCAAAGUGUAUUGUAUGGAGCGGCACCGAUGUUGAAUCGGAUCGACGAGGCGGGCGUCGGGAAUGGAGAACAGGCACCGGGGGCCGGACCCUCAAAGAGGAGGUUCGGCUUGGAUAAGCAACGUUCAGUGUCGACUUCAUCAGUUCCCGACUCGCCUCCGAUGGUCGAGGUGCUACCGCUAACGCCAACCACACCACCGCAAACAAGACACCAUCCGUAUGCAGAUGCCCAGUCCAGCGACAGCAACACUAGCGAUGGGGAAGAGAGCGAAGAGGAGAAUGGAGUUCAGCCCCCUCGUGUUGUUAUAGAUGGGAUUGAGAGCGAGUCAGGCAGCUUGAACACACGGUCCGUGUCCAUGUCACCGCGGUCUAAUCGGACGACAAAAACGUCGGCCACGGACGAGAGCACAGCACAGAUUGUUCGGGCCCACCGAAUACAGAGAGCCCGUGCGCACUCGCACUCGAUAGAUGAGAUUAGACAGCUUCUUUCUCCCCCACCCGACUCCAACUUUCAUCGCCCGCUUCCUCCGCCACUGCAGAUUAUUCAACCAUCCGCAUCGGGCAAUAAUAGCACAUUGCGACUUCCUUCCAACGAAGCAUCCGGCCCGAGUAUUCUAUGUCCAGGUACACCCGGCUCGGUCUCCCAAUUCACUCCUCGAUCGAUCUCUCCUGUUUCACCCAACCCCCCGCCAGCUCUGCCCCCUCGCUCGACCGCUCGUCGUCGACCACGGAUGAUUGUCAGAGACAUGGGCUCGUUGCUCGAACAUAUCAAUGAAGAUGAAUCGGAUACUCACGGUCGCCUCAACUCGCUCGUUCGCACGACCAGGAGCGUCAGUUUGCCGGGCAUCGCACGCCAAUCUUUAGACUCUGAUUCGAAUGCGGUCUCGCUCCCGCCCCCUCCGCGUCCCCGCAACCGCGCUCUCGUUAGAACCGUUUCUGCCGCGGUUCAUACACAUACGCUGUCCGAAACGCCGGUAGAUCUACAUUCUGUCUCAAUACAAAGGUCGGAGACUCUCCCGACUCCAACCGUUCUCCUUCAGCCCCCACCUCGUCGCUCGAGUUUGUCUGGGAUCCAGGAAUCACCUCCGCCAACUCCACCUCCCAAGGACAACAAACACACGCCCACCCUGAGGAUCCCGUCUCCCCCUCGUCGCCAGUCCCUGGAUCAUCACAGGUCAAGUUUGUAUUCUCUCCCAUUGAGUCCUGUAGGGAUUCCGCUCCCGCCUUCCACGGCUACACCCAACUUUCCCCAGUCCCCCCAAUCUACCGUGUUCUAUACGACCAAGGCCGAGUCUCCCCCAACAACGCCCCAACGAGUUUCCUUCCUUCCAUCGUGCAAAGCAACAAGUGUGCAUUCGAGCGCCAUCCGGGAAGACUGGCCGUCCCCCCGCCCAAGCGAAGACCGCUCCAACCGCCUGUCCACGCUCUCCAAUCCGUUUGGCGACUUUUCGUUUCUGCGUCCGCUUGCCAACAACCGUGUCUCCGGUAUUUCCUUUUCGUCCAACGUCAGCGGCUCCAGCGCGCGUAGCGUAACCGAGGCCGAGAGUAUUCCCAUUGGGCUGCACCGCGCGACGAGCCAGGACGACGAUCGUGACGACCUUUUACUACCCGUUUCGCCCCGAUCGAGUUGGCUGCGCCCCGGGUUCGAGGUCGACGUACAUCUCCCGGGGGCCUACGGAGACGAAGAAGACGACGAGAGUGUGACGGAAGAGUCGUCUGAAAAAAGCAGCGUCAACGGCCGGGAACGUUCAAAAUCGGUCACGCUUCCAUACGUUCCAAGUGCGUCGUUCAAAAAGGCGGCUCGGGUCCUAGGUAUUUCAGGGGGCUCGCUUUUAUAUCAGCACGUUCACGACCCCCUCUUCUCCUCACCUUCUCCAAUGUCCUCCUCCCCGGAAAACCCUACCCCAAUCACCACAGCCGGCGCGGACCCAACCCAACAAUCGUUUUUACCUUCGACCGCCCCACCAAGCGCGUUUUCGAUGAGCAACCUUGGCAGACGACUGAGCAAACGAUCUUCCCCGUCCUCUGAGCGUCGUCGUUCCGAGGAUGUUCCGCGAGCCUCAUCUCAAGGUUCGAGCGGCUUGAUGGCACGUAUGGAUAGGUUUAUGGGCCGUACGCCCAGUCCCGCCGGACGAACGCGCGAGCUCGAGUCGGAAGACGAGCUACAUUCACCACCUCCCAUCCUCACGUUUCCCAAGCCGACCCAUGGACAUGGACGAAAACACUCGAGUUCGGACCCUUCUGCUGGCCUGGCCUCGAUGUCGUUGACCGGUCGUCCGUCGACUUCGAAUAUGCGCACGGCUGCGGAGCGAGCCGAAUUGGUCAAAAAGACGCGCAAGAUCCAGCAAAUGUUGGGCGAUGUGCCUCCUGUGUCAGGAACAGCCGGCUCUGCGUUUUACCGGGUGUCUCGAGCGGCCAGGAGCGAGGAUUCGCUUGUGACUCCUACCUCUGCACGGGGAGAGGCCAUCCUGAUUGGCGGAUCGUCUGAUGUAAAAGGGCAUCGGUCGACAGCGUCGUUGUCUUCGCGACCGCUUCUGGCGCUAUCGCCUGCCCUUCAAACGGACGGGUGCUUGGAUAUCAGGACUUCUGGGAGCGGAGAUGACUUUAGGGUGGCGCUGACCGAGACUACUGCAAGACCCGAAACGGACGACGUCGAUCUAGAAGAGCCCGAAAGGGACGAAGAAGUGGACGAAGCUGCGCUCUCGAGACGGGCGAAACGUGCCAAGGUGGCCAAGUUGAAUCGAUACCUCGGGUCCCGCGUCCCCGCUCAUCUCGUGCUGGGAAUGAAUCAGGAGACUUGGGAUUACGAGCAAGGUCUUCCCCGAGCGCGAUCCGAAGACGAAGAGUCCGGGAGUGUGUUUGGCGGGAAGAAGAAGCGACGGGCGAGCGAUGGGGAUUAUUCGUUGCUCGAAGAGGGGAUAAACGACUUGAGCGUCAUGAGCAGCGAGGAAAAGGCUAGGGCCGUGAAGAGAAAUGUCAAGAUGGAAAAGAUGUUUGGUGAACGUCCGCCCCAAAAGUUGUACCAGCUUCCAAGUGGGGCCGAUGGUCCGUCCAAGUCUGUAUCUGAUCACGAAUCCGAGCCAGAAGACGCAGAAGACGAGGAAGACGAUAAGCCCCUUGAGGGUACUCGAGGUGGCGCGCACUACCAAAGCUACCGUGCCUCGUUUAAUUCGCUCGCCUAUUUUGUGAGCAACGCGGACCGUGACUCACUCGAAGGUCUCUACGAUAUUAUCAGUGGCCCGUCUGAAUCCGAUUCUGCAGCCCAGCGCAACCAAUUUGCCGCUCGCCGAAAACGCGCGGCCAAGUUGAGUAACUUUUUCGGCGUAAGCUAUCGGGAUCUGUUUGGCGCCGUAUUGGACAUUCUUGAGAGUGAUGUCAAGGAAGAUAAGGAGGAAGGAAGCUUGAGCGCGGCUGAGACGCAAGACUUGUUGAGAAAGUUGAAGAGUUUGAAGGACAAGGGGCAGGACAUAAGCGUCUAG
Messenger RNA from Rhizoctonia solani, 8124 nucleotides. Its product is annotated as cAMP-dependent protein kinase inhibitor. Lineage: Eukaryota; Fungi; Basidiomycota; Agaricomycetes; Cantharellales; Ceratobasidiaceae. Gene Ontology annotation, cellular component: endoplasmic reticulum. The record is from RefSeq and is a predicted model, not a curated record. Gene Ontology annotation, biological process: phosphatidylcholine metabolic process. The coding region runs from base 1 to 8124 and encodes 2707 amino acids. The transcript is spliced from 24 exons. Gene Ontology annotation, molecular function: phosphatidylcholine lysophospholipase A1 activity.